UAUUAUCGAUUAAUUUAACUCACGGUACCAGUGCAUCUGGUGAACUAAUUUCUCGAUUGACAGAACUAACCCGGUUGACUUUUCCACCUUUAAAUAAAUUUCUAGAUUCACAUUUUUAAUAUUUCGACACUUUCUUUGCAAAAAAAGUGUGAUAGUAUACUAAAAUUGCAAAUAUUUUCAAAUUAACUUGAGCAAAUUUCCAAAAAGUCCCUAGAUGGGCACUUGACACCUUGCCGUUGACAACUUUGACAGUUGUCAGCUGAUGGGGCCGCAAAGAUUAUUUAACUAUGGAAAGUAAUGAAAAUAACCCUCCCGAGAAAGACGAGACGAAAUGUAAAGUGCUGAUAAUAGGGGCCGGGAUGGCCGGCCUCUCGGCCGCGUAUCACUUGUCCAAGAACGGCUUCAACGACUACAAACUUCUCGAAGCACGUAAACGUGUGGGCGGAAGGAUAGUUCAAAUAAAAAUGGGCAACGAACCGGUGGAAUUGGGCGCUAACUGGAUCCACGGGGUCCUCGGCAAUCCCGUUUACGAGCUGGCCAUGCAGCACGGCCUCGUGGACAUCAUGCAGACGCCGAAGCCCCACAAAGUGAUCGCCGCCACCGAAAAAGGCAAGCAAGUGCCGUUCGCGAUUCUACACGAAAUCUACGAAGCAUAUCUCUGUUUUUUGAAACGUUGCGAAGAGUAUUUUUUAUCACAGUAUUUACCACCAGAAGGCAUUGAUAGUGUAGGUGACCAUAUUAAGUUAGAAAUUAGUUUGUACUUAGAUAAAAUACAAGAUUCCCGAGAGAGACAUUUACGUGAACUUUUAUUUGAGUGCUUGCUGAAACGAGAAACGUGUAUAUGUGGGUGCGACGAUAUGAGAGAAAUCGAUUUAUUAGAAUUAGGAACAUACACCGAAUUACAAGGUGGCAACAUUACGCUUCCAGAAGGGUACAGUUCUAUUUUGGAGCCUGUGACUAAAGCUAUACCAUCAGAGAAUUUACUUCUUCAACAUCCAGUUAAUUUAAUUUGUUGGAAUCUCAACAAGCGGAACAGUAUUGAUAAUGGAAAUGAUUCCGAUGACUCAGACCGGACUGUGGUUGAAGAAACCACCAAUAGUCGAGAAUCGAGCUGUGAAAAGACUAAUCACCAAUAUAACAUAGAGGUCAAUUGUGAUAAUGGCAAAAAAUUCCAAGCGGAGCAUUUAAUCUGCACGAUGCCAUUAGGGGUACUAAAAGAACACAUAGACACAUUAUUUCAGCCACCCCUGCCUGACUAUAAAAGAGAAGCCGUGGAAAGGCUACUCUUUGGCACAGUGGAUAAAAUUUUACUAGAAUACGAACGACCUUUUCUUAAUCCAGGGAUCACGGAAAUUUUACUUCUAUGGGAAUCUGACUCUGACGACCCUGAAGGACAAGAUGACUUGAGCAAAACCUGGUAUAAAAAAAUUUAUUCGUUUUCGAAAAUCACGGAAACGAUUAUUUUGGGAUGGAUCUCAGGCAAGGAGGCUGAAUAUAUGGAAACACUACCAAAAGAGACCAUUACUGAUACAUGCACCACAGUGUUACGAAAGUUCCUUAAUGACCCUUUCAUACCAAAACCAAAGAACGUAGUAUGUACUAGUUGGCAUAGUCAGCCUUACACAAAGGGAUCAUACACAGCAAUAGCUGUAGGGGCUUCACAAAUCGAUAUUGAAUGUCUAGCACAGCCCCUCUACCUCGACGAAGAAGAAACUAGACCCGCGGUGUUGUUUGCUGGCGAACACACUCACAGUAAUUUUUAUUCAACUGUACAUGGAGCAUACUUAACAGGAAGAACCGCUGCACAAACAAUUUUAAACGAGGGUACCCCUCAAGAAAUGGUGCUAGACUGUGAAGACGAUGCUGACUUAAGUUCAUGGGUACAAGGGAUCAGUCUCGAGUAACGCCCAUUGCCUUAAUUUAAAUCAGUUGUGGAAAAAUACAUACCUGUCUUCAGAAAACUUAAUUAUAAGUACAAAAAUUCCAAUUUUUGACGUUGGGUUAUUGGCUCUCUGUGAAGGUUUUUCCACAUCUGGUACACAUUUUGUGUAAUUUUUUUAACAAUUUUACAAUGAAACCAGACACAUCAUUUUAAUUGAAACACUGAAGAUAUCUGUAAAGUGCUGCUAAAUAUGUUGUAUUUAUUUAUUUUACAAGGGGUAUACUUAGUUUUUGCUUUUAUGUACAUAAGAAAAUACGAGCAGUAUUAUCAGAAAAGUUAUGCAAAAUGUGAA
This is a messenger RNA of Zophobas morio, 2234 nucleotides long. Its product is annotated as peroxisomal N(1)-acetyl-spermine/spermidine oxidase. Bases 288 to 1904 code for a protein of 538 amino acids. Gene Ontology annotation, molecular function: polyamine oxidase activity. The transcript is spliced from 3 exons. The record is from RefSeq and is a predicted model, not a curated record. Lineage: Eukaryota; Metazoa; Arthropoda; Insecta; Coleoptera; Tenebrionidae.